Aphanomyces invadans is the source of this 1028-nucleotide messenger RNA. RefSeq lists its product as hypothetical. The record is from RefSeq and is a predicted model, not a curated record. Bases 18 to 965 code for a protein of 315 amino acids. The transcript is spliced from 5 exons. Lineage: Eukaryota; Oomycota; Saprolegniomycetes; Saprolegniales; Verrucalvaceae.
CAUGUCACCUUGACACGAUGGGAAAUGGGACGCAUGAGGCACGUGAUGCCCGCGAGGAAGUCGCCACAGACAUCGCCGGCACGAACAAGAUCGUCGGAAAAGGCUUGGAGACAGAAGAGAUUGGGCUGUCUGAGGAUGAAGUCGCGCAUUUCAUCGAACAUGGCUUCGUGAUGCUUCGCAACGCCUUCUCCGUCGAGACCGCUGCAGCAUGCCGCGAGUUUCUGUGGAAUCGCAUCGAGAAAGACGGGGUAAAACGCCACGAUUGCGCGACGUGGCCUGAAAAGCAUUGGAUCUCAGAAUCCUACAACGACGAGACAGGCUCGCCGUGGACCGAUGUCCUGACGCCGCGCCUGAAGCGUGCGAUGGAUCAAGUGUGCGGAGAAGGUCGUUGGGUCCCAUCUGACUUGACAUGUGGAUGGUGGGUGCUGACGUUUCCUGGACAUGCGAUGCUUCCCUGGGCUCCCGCAGGUCAUUGGCACGUCGAUGGUGCUCGGUACAUUCACCACAUCGACAGUAAGGAGUCGGGGUUGCUGCCCAUCUUCCUGUUCUCCGACAUUGCUCCCGGCGACGGAGGCACGGCACUAGCGCCUGGAUCGCACAAGCAUGUGGCUCACAUUCUGGCAGCGGCGCAGCCACACGGCCUUAAAGGCGGUCAAGUGAGUGCUUCGGCGAAGACGUGGGUGUAUCAGCACAAGCAGUCGUGGGUCGAAGUUCAAGGACGCGCGGGGGACGUCAUGCUGACCCAUCCGUUCCUCAUGCAUGCGCGGAGCAAGAAUUGCGGCGCGUCCGUCCGCUUCAUGUGUAAUCCAAACGUCGGGUUGAAGGAACCGAUGCAGCUCUUCCAAACGACAGGAGCGGACGAGGACGCAGAUACGAGGGUGUUGUCGGCCGUCGAAGCGGCGAUUGUGCAAGCGCUGGGUGAACCGAGUACGUUGAAUAGGAAUAAGAAGCGCAAGAGGUCGUAAAGAGAGCCUGAUGUUAAGACGAGAAUGACGAGGUGUCUCGUUGGGAGCUUAAUGAUGGUGGUG